This is a messenger RNA of Cucumis melo (muskmelon), 1754 nucleotides long. RefSeq names its product zinc finger protein ZAT5-like. The record is from RefSeq and is a predicted model, not a curated record. The transcript is spliced from 2 exons. The coding region runs from base 561 to 1613 and encodes 350 amino acids. Lineage: Eukaryota; Viridiplantae; Streptophyta; Magnoliopsida; Cucurbitales; Cucurbitaceae.
UAUUUACCACCAUUCAUCCACUUAACCAAAACACAGUAUUAGAGAGCAAGCAAUUCGUGAGCUUCUAUGUUCAAUCUCCUGUAAUGUUAUUUCCUUCCGAUUAAUUUUGAUCGAGUAUCUUCAGUCGAUGCUUGAAUAAAAUAUUUCUUGGACUUGAUUUAGCUUUCUACAUCAGUGAUGUUCUGACUGCUUAUUUCUUUUUGGCACCCUCCUACUCACACCCACCUCUCUAAGGGGGAAAAGGGGGCGUGAAUAAUCCUCCAUGGCCUCUUAUUAUUAUUUCUAUAAUGUCAAUGAUAGGGAUUGAACAUACAAUUUUAUUUUUGAAUUGGGUCCUACUCCUAGGUGGAUGGACAGUCCAACUGAAAGUGGAGGCUUAGCUUUUUGGUGAUGAGGGACGGGCUUUAUAAAUGAGAUCUAAUUUAGAAUUUUCUUUCUUUUAUUUGGAUAACAUAUACUCUCAGACUUUCUCAGUGCUUUUAUAAGGAGAAAAUCCCUCUUCUUCGUGGGGCCAUGCUGUGCGUUUCGUGCAAGAGGGUGAAGAGAAAGGAAGAAGAAUAAUGGAAGUUGUUGAUCAUCAAGAAAAUUCAGAUAUGGGGUCUAAAGAACAACAAGCUGCUUUGAUAGCUAAAGGAAAGAGAACUAAGCGCCAAAGGCUUCAUUCUCCUAUCCCUUUUGCUGUUCCAACCAAUUCUUCAAGUGGGGAAUUAGGAGGAUUUGUUGCUGAUCAUGAUGAUCAUCAUUCUGAUUUUGUACCACAAAACAAUACCAAUUUUUCCCCUUCUUCAUCCUCUGCUCAUGAUGAAUUAUUGCAGCAAUUCAACAACAAUACCUCCACUACUACUGAAGAAGAAGAAGACAUGGCUAACUGUCUUAUUCUCCUUGCUCAAGGCCGACCUCCCUGUUCUCCACUGACAAAACAACUUGAUACCCGACCAUUUCCUCAUGUUACCAAUAAUGUUCGGAGAUUCUCGGCGGAGAAUGUUGAAAAGGGUGGGGGGGUUGGAUGUUAUGCUUACGAGUGCAAGACAUGUUAUAGGACAUUCCCAUCAUUUCAAGCUUUGGGAGGACACAGGGCUAGUCAUAAGAAGCCUAAGGCUAUGGAAGCUGAAAAGAAGCAUAUUUUGUCUUCAGAUGAUGAGGAGAUACAAUUCAAGAACAAUAAUAUCACUACUACAAACUCACUUUCUUUGCAAUUGAAUCAGAGGGGAAGUUUGAAUAAUAGCAGUGGUAAGGCUAAGGUUCAUGAGUGUGCUAUUUGUGGAGCUGAAUUUACAUCUGGGCAGGCCUUGGGAGGUCAUAUGAGACGCCACCGUGCCAUGCCGGUUGGGACAAACACAGCGUUGUCUCUGACUCCGAUGAACAUGGAAACUGAGGAUCAAAGACAACCAAAGAGACAAAGAAGUGUUCUUUCUUUGGAUUUGGAUCUUAAUCUUCCUGCUCCUCAAGAACAUGAUCAAAGAUCAGAAUCAAAGUUCUUGAUAAAGUCAAACCAACAACAGCAACAACAGCAGCCACAACAACAACAACAACAACAACAACAUAAUAAUAAACAACAGCAGCAGCAACCACUUGUUUUUCCAGCCAGGACUUUGGUUGACUGUCAUUACUAAGGAUGGAUAAGAAUUCUAAUUUUUUUUGUCCCCCUCAAAGACUUGAUGUGAUUAUGUGAAUUCAUCUUCUUCAUUUUUUAUUUUUUAUUUUUUCGUUUGGAAAAUUUACCUUUCAAUGUCAUCAUAUUCUUUUAAUUUUUA